AUGAGCUCUCAACCAAUUGGCUUGACCACUAUUCCGAAGCUGCUUCCCGUCACAGGGACGUUCGCGCUACCUUUCACGGCAUACUACGCCAUUCUCAGCGUACGGGUCGUUCGCGAGAGACUCCAGAAGGAGCAUUACCUCGGAGACAACUCAUCCACGGCCACAUCCGACUGGAAGUCUUACAGAAACGACAGGCUUUACCUCCUCACGCGUGCUCACACAAACUUGGCCGAAAAUGUCCCGCUCGCCUUCAUUCUUGCUGCUUUGGUGGAGGUCAAUGGGGGAAGUCGCAAAGCUCUCAGCUGGUUUCUCGGAGGUUUUCUGGCGAUGCGUGUACUCCAUGCCGACUUCGGCAUCCUCAGUCAAGGCAUUGGCUUGGGCAGACCCGUCGGAUACUGGGGAAGCGUGGGCCUUCUAAGUGCCAUCGCUGGCUACAGUGCUUUCUUGGUCAAGGGGUAUUGGGGCCUUUGA
This is a messenger RNA of Colletotrichum karsti, 471 nucleotides long. RefSeq lists its product as uncharacterized. Bases 1 to 471 code for a protein of 156 amino acids. The transcript has 2 exons. Gene Ontology annotation, cellular component: membrane. NCBI's taxonomy places the organism in Eukaryota, Fungi, Ascomycota, Sordariomycetes, Glomerellales, Glomerellaceae. The record is from RefSeq and is a predicted model, not a curated record.